AUGUCCUCAUACGGUAGCUUCCUCGACGAACUUCACGUUGACCGUGGAAGUCCUCACUACGAUCCACUCCUGCUACUCAUCAAAUUAAGCCUGACCUCGCGACCCGCAAUCAGAGAGGUCCGAAUCGGCUAUCCUAGUCUCGUCAGGACAGCAAAACGCCAUCGAAAACCAAUGUGGAAAUCUUCAGCAACAGCGACCUUCAUAUCUUACACAUGGACAGAAUCCAUACGAAAAGUCCACGCACAAGCUAACACCGCUCAAAAGGCUUACAUCGCUGUCCAAGAGGCCAUGUUGGCGGAGUUGAGGAAAGAGGAGUACACGAGACAAUAUUAUCUUGAUGUUCCCAGUUUCUUCGAUCAUUUGGAAAUAGCUGAGUUCUGGCCUCCUCUCGCGAAGGACCCGAAGUUUAUGAUGAGGUUUAUCAAAGCCUGCAAGACAGAGUCUCAGCCAUCGACCAUAAAACAAUGGAAGAAGAAAAUGAGGGAGAGCAGAGAGAAGAGGGACAAAACUUUCCACUUCAGUGAAGGAUGA
Messenger RNA from Mollisia scopiformis, 531 nucleotides. RefSeq lists its product as uncharacterized. Bases 1 to 531 code for a protein of 176 amino acids. The transcript is spliced from 3 exons. The record is from RefSeq and is a predicted model, not a curated record. NCBI's taxonomy places the organism in Eukaryota, Fungi, Ascomycota, Leotiomycetes, Helotiales, Mollisiaceae.